Dicentrarchus labrax (European seabass) is the source of this 3100-nucleotide messenger RNA. Its product is annotated as perforin-1-like. The transcript has 5 exons. NCBI's taxonomy places the organism in Eukaryota, Metazoa, Chordata, Actinopteri, Moronidae. The record is from RefSeq and is a predicted model, not a curated record. Gene Ontology annotation, molecular function: calcium ion binding; pore-forming activity. Bases 340 to 2193 code for a protein of 617 amino acids. Gene Ontology annotation, biological process: leukocyte mediated cytotoxicity.
CAGGACACUUUUCAAAUAGAGCAGGUCUAGACCGAACUCCUUAUAACAUUAUUUUAUUAUUUAUUAUUAUGUCUCGACCAGUUGGGGUGAGCUAGAGAGAGACAAGAGAGAGAGAGAGAGAGACACAGACAGACAGACAGACAGACAGACAACUACACUCAUAGUAGUGACUGAUGAUGAUGAACAUGACAACAGCAACGAUGGGGGACAAUUAGCAGUGACAACAGCAACGACAGUAACCGUAGCUAUAAUAAUACUUAUAAUAAUAAUAACACUAAUAUCAGUGAUACUGGCAAUGGCAGUCAAGCAGGACCAUGGCAGGAGGCUCCACCAGGAUCCAUGAGAACCUGCGAGACGAGAAAGUACAAGAACUCCGGGGAAGAAGUGAAGAUAAACCAUCAGUUUGCAUCCAUCAUCCAACUUAACAGCAACAUGCUUCUGUUGAAUAUCUGCGUCUAUGCAAGCCUCAUGCUGUCCCUCCCUCAGUGUACGUAUCAGUCAUGCACAGAAGGGACACCCAAACAGUGCAGGGAAGCAGAAUUUGCUCCAGGUAGCAAUUUAGCUGGGGAAGGCUUCGAUAUCACCAAAAUGGAACGUAAGGGGGCCUUUGUGAUCGACAUGAAUCGGUGGAAACGCAAGGACAAGACAUGCACCCUGUGCAGCAACCCCUAUCUGCAGAACAAGAAGCAGAAGCUCCCCUUGUCAGUGGUGGACUGGAGGGCAAAGCACUCCUGCAGCAUGAAAGUGGUCAGUAAACUCCACCGAUCCAGUGAGUCUCUGGUCAGCUCUACCUCCUCUUCUGUUGAAAACAACUGGAAGACCAACUUAGAUUUUAAAGCGGGGACUAAAGGCGCCUCAUUGAUGCUGGCUGGUACCAAUUCGAAAUUGGCUGAAUACUCAAUGGCAAAAACUAAGAAUGACAAGUUCAGCUUCACAAGUCACAGCAUGUUCUGUGAGUACUACAGCUACCGAGUGACCGGCACUCCCAAGUUGCACAAAGAAUUUCGCACAGCAGUGACACGGCUCCCCAAAAUCUACAACUCUGAAACCAAGGAACGAUUUUACAAACUGAUUGACAACUUUGGCACCCAUUACAUCACCAAGGUGAAGAUGGGAGGAAGUGUUCAAUCUGUGACCAGCAUCAGGCAGUGCCAGGCCAGCCUGCAGGGCUACAGCGCAGAAGAGGUGCAGAUGUGCCUGGAAGUUGAAGCCUCCGUUAGCAUGAAAGUUACAGUAGAAGCUCAAGCAAAACACUGCAAGAAAGACAUUGAGAAGACGGAGAGUAAGUCAGCCUUCUCCAGCCUCUUCAACGACAGAUUCACAGAAAUAAAGGGGGGCCAUACGACAGAGCCAGACCUUCUCUUCUCUGCUGACAAAGAUCCUUCAGCCUACAAGCAAUGGCUGAACACAACAUCCCAGAACCCAGACAUAGUCUCAUAUUCCCUAGACUCACUGCACGAAUUACUUCCUGCAAACACUUCAACCUGGGAGAACCUGCGCUCAGCCAUAUCUCAUUACAUCCUGGAGAAAGGUCUGUGGAAGAACUGCAGUGAGAAAUGUCAAGUUGGCGUCAAGAGCGACCUGAAGGAUUCCUGCGUCUGCCAGUGCCACAAUGACCCCGCUGUAAACGCAGACUGCUGCCCGACCCGUAAGGGCAUGGCACGGGUCAUCGUAACUGUACAACGGGCUUCUGGUCUUUGGGGAGACUGGUUCACAUCCACUGAUGGCUAUGUUAAGGUGUUUUUCAACAACAAAAUGGUCCACCGUUCUCCUGUGAUUUACAACAACAACAACCCACACUGGGCCAUGGUCGCUGACCUGGGCUCCGAGGAUUUGUCAGCGGGAAAACUGAAAUUUGAAGUGUGGGAUGAGGACAACAAGUGGGAUGACGACCUGUUGGGACAAUGUGAGAUGGUUCUGUCUGCUGGAGUCAAGCAGGAUCUCUGUAACCUGCAUCACGGCAAGCUGUUCUACAAAUUGGAAGUGAAAUGCGCUCCGAGUCUGAGUGGAAGUUCAUGUAAGGACUAUAAACCUACGCCUAUGAAUCAAAAUCUGAAGAAGCUGUAUGUGUCCCGUCAUGCUCGCCGUAUUCCAAAGGCCUUCCUGUUACAGAUGGGUGUGUUUGUGGACAAAACAAGUCCACAGAGAAACCAGAGUCUUACCACUCAGAGCCUAAAGUAUGAUGAGAUAUAACACCCGUGUGUUUGGCUAAACACAUACAAUUUAUUGUGUUGAUGAGAUGAAUCUACAGAAGCUUUCUUUUCUGAAUGUAUGAUUUAUUAUCUCAUAAUUCUGAGAUAAGUUUUCAUGAAAAGAAUUCUGCUCUGUUUUUCUGAAUUAACGAGAUACCUCCAGCAGGCUCUCCGUGCCCGGGGAUGGCUCUCAGGCCACCUCAACCAAACCCAAAUCCUAUAAACAGCCUCCAGCAUGUUCCAGUUUCUAAAAAGUCCCUGCAGUCAUUGAAAUGUGAGUUUGAUUCAGUGCAUCUUUUACUUACAACUUCAUUUUUUGUCAUAUGUUUUACAGGCUUUUUUUCAGCUUUUUUCUUGUUUCUCUACAGACAUUCAUAACAUGUAGUGAUGUGUUUAAUACAUUUUAGUCCCAUUUUUGCUUUGUUGAUUUGCGGCAUGAUGUUUGACUCCAAUUCUAAACAGAGAUGUGAAGAAUAGAACAAUAAAUACAUUUUAUACCUUUAAUAGUCAGUUCUCUUCUCUUAUACUAGCGUUAUUUCUUUACAUCUCAUUAUUGCUGAUAUAAAUAUAGUUUUAACAUAUGAAUUCAUGCAUUUAUACAUUUUGAUUGAUUGUUUUCUUGUUAUCUCUAAUUUGAAUGCCACUUUCUCUGUUAAUUUCAAAUGUGUUAUAUUAUCCAUCUGUAAUGUACCUUUUUAGUGUUCUUAAAUAAAAACACUUAUAUUUAUAUAAGGGUUUUUAAUUUAUGUUCUGUGUAUUUUAAUUUAGAUUAUUUGUAUUAGCUGUGCAGAGUUUGCUGCUGAACCAGUCCAAUUCUAUCAAAGGGCUCCCUAAAAAGUGAUUCUAUCUUAUCAUAUACAACUAUUAAGUUACUUUGUAUUUGUAAUAAACUGAAGAAUUUGAUGAGA